Molecule: messenger RNA, 4850 nt
Organism: Lagopus muta (rock ptarmigan)
Lineage: Eukaryota; Metazoa; Chordata; Aves; Galliformes; Phasianidae
Gene: PHF13
Product: PHD finger protein 13
Exons: 4
Coding region: 91-1011 (306 amino acids)
Biological process (GO): mitotic chromosome condensation
Molecular function (GO): chromatin binding
Source: RefSeq, a predicted model, not a curated record
AGCGGUUCGCGGGUGUCGGUGCCGCCCGGCCGCCCCUGCCGCUCCGCGCCCGCGCCCGCCGCUCGCCCUCCCUCCGCGCCGCGCCGGGCUAUGGACUCCGACUCCUGCGCCUCCCCGUUCGCCCCGGAGGACUUCUCCCCCACCUCCCGGAGGCACCGCACCGUGGAAGACUUCAACAAGUUCUGCACCUUUGUCCUGGCCUACGCCGGAUACAUCCCCUACCCGCAGGAGGAAACGCCGCUGAGGAACAGCCCCAGCCCUCCCAACAGCACCGGUGGCACCAUUGACAGCGAUAGCUGGGACCCCCGCUUCAAUGACAUCCCCUCCUCGGUUUCCCUUCCUGCCAAGAACAGAAAAAACUUCAGCCAGCUGAAGCGAGCAAAGCCUUACAGUUCCCUGUUCCAGCGGGCAAAGCCCGGCAACUUCCUGCCGGAGCGAAAGCAGAUCGAUAAAAUCAGAAAGAAGAAAAAGCUGAAGAGAAGGGAAACAGAGGUGUCUGCAGAGGAAGACUAUGAGGAGAAGCUGCUGGAGCUGGAGGCGGAGGACUCUUACACAGAGACACCAAUGAGCCCCUCGUCUGAGGGUGACCCUCAGUCUGUGGCUGAGCACUGCUCAGUCUGGGACUCUGACACGGCCUCCAGCGUCACCUACCCCACAGGGACGGGCGAGCAGGCGGUGGAGAUCCAGAGUGUGGGCAAACGAACGGUCAUUCGGCAGGGCAAGCAGGUCGUCUUCCGGGACGAGGAUGGCACCGGUGAUGAUGAGGACAUCAUGGUGGAUUCGGAUGACGACUCCUGGGACCUGGUCACUUGCUUCUGCAUGAAGCCUUUUGCCGGGCGGCCGAUGAUCGAGUGCAACGAGUGCCACACCUGGAUCCACCUCUCCUGCGCCAAGAUCCGCAAGUCCAACGUCCCAGAGGUCUACAUAUGCCAGAAGUGCCGGGACUCCAAGUUUGACAUUCGCCGCUCGAACCGCUCCCGGACGGGCUCGCGCAGGCGCUUUCUGGACUAAGCGAGGAGGCGCGUGCUGCUGCGCUGCUCGGGCGCCAGGUGAGCCGUGCCAAGCACAGACACCGGCUGGGGGCCGGGCAGAGUCCCCCGAACUGCUGCUCCCAGGCCAAGGGCUGCCCAGCCUGCCUGCGGUACAGGGAUGAGGUACUGCCGAGUCGUGGAUGGCCGGGGUGGAAGAAGCAGACUGGUCAAAACUGCCGCUAGAUACCAAUUAGCUCAAGAGACAAAUUAAGCUCUCUGGGUUCGGUGGGGUUUUGUCCAGUUACAACUAUGAGUUGGACGAUGUUUUGGGAAUGUAUAAUAUCUUUGCCACGAGUUUUUUCUCAUCCCCUUGGGAAACUGCAAACCUUCUCUGUGCUAGAAAACUCAUCCUCUGAGGAGGGAGGAGGAGGAGGGAAUCUGUGUGAAGAGUCUGAAAAGUAAAUGGCCCCGUGUUUUAAUUUUAAUGUAUUAUUAUACCUGCCCAUUUGUCCGUAUAUAUCGAUCUUAGAUAUUCUAAGGCUCUGUAGGAGUGAGUGUGAAUGCAUACCAACCUCUGCGUGAUCUGCCUCCUCUUCCACGGGCCGGGCAGGAGGUGAGUGCAGUGAUUUGGCGCUGUGUCAUGACAGGACUUCACCCUGCUCUGGGGGAGCGGUGCGUGUAGAGAAAGAAGGCUCCUUUCUUUGGACAGGCAGCGCUGGCAAUUAGUUGACAUCAGAUUUCUUAGAAGUCUCUUAACGGUGAUUUUUUGUGACUUUGUUCUGCAUGAUUGGCUCAAAUGUGUUUGGGGGGAAAACCAUUUGCUCUGUGUCCUGGCCCUUUGUUAAACUCUAAGGUGCUGUUUUAAGAUGACGAUUCUCUCUUUUCUCAGCCCAGAAUUCAAGCGUGGACUGUAAAAGAGGCUGUAGUAAAUGUAGAACCUGGCCAGUCUGGUUCGAGAUUUGAUCAUUUCCAUCAGUACUACAGCUGAGUUGACUUUGUUUCUGCGGUUUAUUUUUUGAGACCAGACUUGUAAUCAGAAAACCAAAUUCUUUAACCUGUUGGCUGCUAAUUACACAUAAAAAAAAAACCCACAAGUGCAGGCUAUGCAGCUAGCAAGGUGAAGUGUAACAAAGAUUCAUCUGGUGCUGGGAAGGACAAGAGAGUGCAGGGAGUCCAGGCUUGUUUGCGAGGCCACCAAGAUGGAGGCAUUGUCCCUCAGUGACCAAACAGAGCAAGCUGUAUGCAUUGUGCAACUUAGGUUUAUGAUUUUGAGACAUUUCUCUGAAGUUACACCUGAUGAAUGUGUUCUCUGUCCCGUGAGAUGAGGAGAGUCAUUGGCUGGCACUGGAGCUUAUGUGAGACCAGCUGUGCUGCUACGGACGCGUGGCGUCGCUGCAGACAGGGCCGUCAGACCACUGCCUUACCUGAGCGCGGCGCCCUGGUGAGCAGCAGGUCUUCGCACGCGCAGUCGAACGCCGAACGCCAGGCUGCCAAAGCUCGGUGCAGGCAGCUCAGCACUGCGGCGCCCCGGGGCUCCGGUGUGGGAUGUGGGCACGGCUGUGUCGGGACGAUGGAGCUGCACGCCGUGCAACUGCUCUUCAGCCUUGGUUCUGCAUACAAAUCCCACCCCGCCACACCGUAACAACUGACUGUAGGUUCUGAAAACCAGCUCCAGCUUCUGCUAAAACUUAGACUGUGACUGUGGUAUGCUGCCUUCCAGAGGCUAAGUGCAGCCGCCGAGGAGUUUGCCAAAGACUUGCCCUUAUGGCUGCCUGACUGCUGUUUGCAGCCAGAAAUACAACCAAAGUUCUCUAAUGCUGCCAUUUCACUCUGCAAACAGAAAGGCUUUGGAAGAUCCUGGUUGCAAACUGCGAGGGCUGGACCUGCUCUGAGCACUGGCAUCUUUGUUUACAGCGUGUCUGCAAUUCAACUGGACCUCCUGGAAUGUGUUCUGAAGUUUUAAGUGUUAAACGGCCAAGCAAACUGCCUCUUUUUCCCAGAGGUUAAAUACUAAUCAAUGUGACUGACUCUUGUUCUGUUACCUUUUCAGAUUUAUCCCAAUAGAUGGUGUCUGACAAGUCCAGCACAUUACAGUAUCAGCAGAGAGAAAAAAAGUAACAUCUCCAUUUAGUUCAUCACUUUCAGCCAUAUAUAAUUAUAGUUUAAUUCAGAACUUUAUUUUUUCAUUAAAACUGUUUUAAUGAACCAUGUUUUUUUUUUUAAGUGAAACAAAUGAAUAAUGACUUUGCUUUACUCUGGAUUCAAGAGUCUGCUAGUAUGAUUUACUGGUGUGCAAAACAGUUGUGCUGGGUGGCAGCAAGACUUGGAUCACCUUAAAAACUGAGUCUCUGUUGCUUACAGCUUCUGUUUUAAUUGUUGGUGAUGUAUAGAGCAACGAACAGAAGUCCCAGAGGAGGCUGCAGCUGUAAGAUGGCAGUUUGUCACAGAACAAAGUUGUUAAAAGGAGCAGUUUCUCAAGUAGGGCUAUGCUCACAGUCUAUUUAAGACUUUGCAAUGACUGGCAGAAAAUGAAGAAGAGAGGAGGAAGGCUGGAAUUUGGUAUUCAGCAGGAAAGAAAGCCUGAAGCUGGGGUGUAAGGGAGAGAGGCGGGCAAGGGGCUCCACCGUGUGGACGCAGCUCAGCAGUGCCUGACUUGCAAACCGCAGGGGAGCAAAAAUGGAGUUUGCACGUUGACUGCUGUGGAGAAGAGCCUGCUGCGGGAGCUGUGCCUCACGGAGGGGAAAAGCCACUGGUAGUGCUUUCACGGAAGGGAGAAACAGAAGUCUGAAUCUUCGGUGGGCUGAUAUGGCAGGGAAAACAAACCUUAGUAAACACUUAGCAAAUGAAUGGGGCGAGAUCUGUGUCAGUAAUUUUACUUCAAGAAUUAUGACAUCAAGAGAUGAAAAUUAAGAUUCACCUGUCCUUUGCGUGAACUGCUUUACAAUUAGACAACGAUGGUUCUGAUACGGUGGGGGAAGAAAGAAUAGAGUGGGAAGGCAGAGGAACUGAGUUUUCUUUGCUAAGCUGUAAUGACAAAGAAAGCAUCUGCUUGAAUCUAAGCCCUGCCAGGGCGGCUGAGCUGUCCUCAGGUAUGAAUGCUCAGGGUGACUGGCAGCAGGGGAGGCUGUAAGGCUUUCACAGCACAAGUGGUACCCAGAGCUGUGGCUCCUUGGAGCGGCCAUUGGCUGAAUCAUACUGCGACAGCAGGAGCUGAGGGCUGGCACAGAGGAGCAUGGAAAGGAAGACAGGGAAGAUGACAAAAAGUAAAACCUUGACCUGCAUCUCCAGCUCAGGAAUUCCCAGUUUAAAGGCUCAAGAUCAGAAGGCCAGCAUGCAGUCACGGAUCCUCAUAAAGGUAUUUCAAACCCUAUUUCAAACCUUUUGCUCUGCUAGCUCAGGUAGCAAAGGAUGCACUCAGGUAUCUGGCAUUCUGGUUUGCACCCAAAGAUGCUCACUACCCUGUUACUGCAAGCAUUUAAGUAAUUACACUGUAAUUACAUUACUGCAGUACCUCCAUGACUCCAUUACACUAAGGAUGUACUUCACAGCUCAGAAAUGGCCUCUUUUCCAGGUGCUGUAAUGCCAUAGCUCAUCUUCACAGCCUGAACAGGUUUUACAUUCACACUGCUAUUUCUCUGCACUUUUAACAUAGACAAAAAGUCACUUGAAUGACAACAGGAACUGGAGCUCAGGAACUUGUCAGAAAGAAGCAUUGUUUUAUUGUGCAAACUUUUCAGUGUAUUUGCCCUGCUAGUUACAGGAGCAUGCUUUUUCUUUUUAAUUAGCAGUUGGUUGCACUUGCCACUGCAAAACUCCUCCUUCCCAGCACUGCCACAUGGAGCAGUUUGUUACAUCCCAGUUAACACAGAACAACUCCCA